This is a messenger RNA of Fonsecaea multimorphosa CBS 102226, 1524 nucleotides long. RefSeq names its product aspartyl aminopeptidase. The coding region runs from base 1 to 1524 and encodes 507 amino acids. Gene Ontology annotation, molecular function: metalloaminopeptidase activity; zinc ion binding. The record is from RefSeq and is a predicted model, not a curated record. Lineage: Eukaryota; Fungi; Ascomycota; Eurotiomycetes; Chaetothyriales; Herpotrichiellaceae. The transcript is spliced from 2 exons. Gene Ontology annotation, biological process: proteolysis. Gene Ontology annotation, cellular component: fungal-type vacuole.
AUGGCUGGUGUUAAUGUCAAAUCCGCAGCCACCGAUUUCCUCGACUUUGUCAAUGCAUCUCCCACGCCCUUCCAUGCUGUCAAGUCAAUCAAAGAACGAUUGACCUCCGUGGGAUUCAAGCAGAUCAAGGAGAAAGAUUCUUGGUCCUCGAUAUGCCUGCCUGGUGGUAAAUACUUCCUCACCCGAAAUGGAUCGACCAUUGUCGCAUUCGCAAUCGGCAAGAAGUGGAAGCCUGGAAAUCCCAUUUCAAUGGUCGGUGCCCAUACCGAUUCACCAUGUCUGCGCAUCAAGCCCGUAAGCAAGAAACAAGGCGACGGAUUCCUCCAAGUUGGCGUCGAAACGUACGGCGGCGGCCUGUGGCAUACUUGGUUCGAUCGCGAUUUGGGCGUCGCAGGAAGAGUAAUGGUCAGAGGGACUGACGGCAACGUCGUUCAAAAACUGGUUCACAUCAAGAAGCCCAUCCUCCGCAUCCCCACACUUGCUGUCCAUCUCGAUCGACAGGAGACGUUCUCCUUCAAUAAAGAAACCCAGCUAUUUCCUAUUGCUGGUCUGGUUGCUGCGGAGCUCAAACGCCAGGAUGAGAAGAAGGGCAAAAGUGACGCGGAAGAGGAGGAGCAGGACAAGCCGUUUACUCCUUUGAAAGCCAUGACAACCAGACAUCACCCUCACGUCGUUGAAUUGAUUGCUGCAGAUGCUGGGGUCUCGGCUGAGGAAAUUAUCGAUUUUGAGAUUGUGCUUUAUGACACGCAAAAAGCAUGCCUGGGUGGCCUCUCGGACGAGUUCAUCUUUUCCGCUAGGCUGGAUAACCUGAAUCAAACUUAUUGUGCGACUAUGGGCUUGAUCAAUUCGCUAGGUUCUAAAUCUGCGCUCGAUGACGAGUCAUCUAUACGUCUCAUUGCCUGUUUCGACCAUGAGGAGAUCGGCAGUAUGACUGCCCAGGGAGCAUUUUCCAUGAUGCUGCCAGCCAUCAUCCGCCGUCUCUCUGUUCUGCCGUCCUCGUCAUUCGUGGGAGAUGAUUCAGAAGAGUCUUAUGACCAUGCGAGCGAUCCAGAGCUGUCGACUGCCUACGAGCAAACUCUAUCGAGCUCGUUCCUGCUCUCAGCAGACAUGGCUCACUCUGUCAAUCCUAAUUACGGAGGCAAAUAUGAAUCCGACCAUCGACCGGAGAUGAAUCAAGGCCCUGUGAUCAAGAUCAAUGCCAAUGCAAGAUAUGCCACCAACUCACCCGGUAUAGUACUACUACAGGAGGUUGCGCGAAAAGCAGCCAAAGUCAUCGACAGUGAUUCAGAGGGCGUGCCGCUUCAGCUGUUUGUCGUCCGAAAUGACUCCAGCUGUGGAAGCACCAUUGGCCCGAUGCUGUCUGCUCAUCUUGGUGCUCGCACGCUUGAUCUGGGGAAUCCGCAGCUUUCGAUGCACAGCUGCCGCGAAACUGGAGGUGCAGAUGAUGUCCAUCAUGCUAUCAGACUGUUCAGCAGCUUUUUCCAGCAUUACUCUGCUUUGGAGAAGACGAUCCUGGUCGACUGA